This is a messenger RNA of Acanthosepion pharaonis, 576 nucleotides long. The record is from the annotation of a GenBank genome assembly. Lineage: Eukaryota; Metazoa; Mollusca; Cephalopoda; Sepiida; Sepiidae.
AUGCAGUUGUUUGCACCGCAAAUUUUCAACCCGUUCACGCAAAAUCAAUCAUCACUCAUCAAUUGUCCACAGCCUGUGAUGCCAGCGAACCUCACAAAACCGCCAAAUCAGUGGAGUAAAGAAGAAGUUGGAGCUUGGUUAGCCUGGUGUGCUGAGGAAUUUUCUAUUGAUUCUGUCUCUCCUGAAAGAUUUAACAUGAAUGGUCGCGCCGUUUGUUUGCUGAACAGAGACGACUUCAUGCAAAGAUCACCGGAAGCUGGAGACGUUUUAUACAAUGCUCUUCAGAUGUUGAUUAAAAGACAAUUGCCGAUGCCUGCCCUUAAACCGAGAAAUAAUGGAUUCAACUCACCAACACCUUUGCAAACGACAAUCCAAUCACAACCAUUCAUGCUAAUGGCCGGUAAUCAGAAAAUUUCCCAUACUGCUGCCACCAACUCCCCUUCCGGUCCAUUCCUUACUCCACCUCUGACGUCACCCGUGACAACUGUGCCUCCCCUUCAACAAAUCGAUUAUAAUAUAAAUAAAACGUUAAACAACACUCCAAGUAAGUCUUUAUUUUUUUGCUUCAUUUUUUAA